AUGGUUCAGAUCAGCGAAGUCAAGGGCAAUGCCCGUGAUAAUCGUACAGCAGUCCAUACACAUAUUAAAGGUCUAGGUCUUCGACCCGAUGGCACCGCAGAGAGGCAAUCAAGCGGCUUCGUGGGCCAGGUUGCAGCUAGAGAAGCAUGCGGUGUCGUCGUCGAUCUAAUACGGGCGCAAAAGAUGGCUGGCAGAGCCAUUUUACUGGCAGGCGGUCCAGGCACAGGAAAGACAGCUCUUGCACUCGCAAUAAGUCAGGAGCUCGGCACGAAAGUACCCUUUUGCCCAAUAGUUGGGAGCGAGAUAUAUUCUACGGAGGUCAAGAAGACUGAAGCCUUGAUGGAAAACUUUCGAAGAGCGAUUGGCCUGAAGGUCCGAGAAACGAAGGAGGUCUAUGAAGGCGAGGUUACAGAAUUGACUCCAGAGGAAGCCGAAAAUCCUCUUGGAAGCUACGGCAAGACGAUUAGCACAUUACUCAUCGGCCUGAAGAGCGCAAAGGGCCAAAAGAAGCUGCGGCUAGAUCCCAGCAUCUACGAAGCCAUACAGAAGGAGAGAGUCACAGUCGGAGACGUUAUCUACAUCGAGGCCAACACCGGAGCCUGCAAGCGCGUGGGAAGAUCUGACGCAUACGCGACAGAGUUCGAUUUGGAAGCCGAAGAGUAUGUGCCGAUCCCCAAAGGAGAGGUUCAUAAAAAGAAGGAAAUCGUUCAAGAUGUCACGCUGCACGACCUGGACAUUGCCAAUUCGAGACCUCAGGGUGGGCAGGAUAUCAUGAGCAUGAUGGGCCAAUUAAUGAAGCCGAAGAUGACAGAGAUCACCGAGAAGCUGAGAACGGAGAUAAACAAGGUCGUCAACAAAUAUAUCGACCAAGGUGUUGCGGAACUUGUCCCUGGCGUGCUUUUCAUCGAUGAGGUUCAUAUGCUCGACAUCGAAUGCUUUACGUACUUAAAUCGAGCCCUCGAAUCCAGCAUCUCCCCUAUUGUUAUUCUGGCUUCAAACCGUGGUAUGUGCACAAUUCGUGGGACUGAAGAUCUGAUAUCCGCGCACGGUAUUCCUCCCGACCUUUUGGCCCGUACGCUCAUCAUCCCGACACAUGCCUACGAGGCGGAGGAAAUCAAAAGAAUCAUCCGCAUCCGAAUAACUGUGGAGGGCCUAGCGAUAACGGAGGCAGCGUUGGACAAGGUUGCAGAGCAUGGUUCGCGGAUAAGUCUCAGAUAUGCGCUGCAGCUCCUUACGCCUGCCAGCAUUCUUGCGCGGGUAAGCGGUCGCAAUCAGAUCGAUGUGGCCGACGUAGGAGAAUGCGAAGAUUUGUUUAUCGACGCUCGACGAAGUGCAGCGAUCGUGAAUGGCGAAACCGGCAACCACUUUAUUUCAUAA
Messenger RNA from Venustampulla echinocandica, 1377 nucleotides. RefSeq names its product RuvB-like helicase. The record is from RefSeq and is a predicted model, not a curated record. The transcript is spliced from 3 exons. NCBI's taxonomy places the organism in Eukaryota, Fungi, Ascomycota, Leotiomycetes, Helotiales, Pleuroascaceae. Gene Ontology annotation, cellular component: Ino80 complex; Swr1 complex; NuA4 histone acetyltransferase complex. Gene Ontology annotation, molecular function: ATP hydrolysis activity; ATP binding; DNA helicase activity. The coding region runs from base 1 to 1377 and encodes 458 amino acids. Gene Ontology annotation, biological process: box C/D snoRNP assembly; regulation of transcription by RNA polymerase II; chromatin remodeling.